UCUCACCAGUUUGUUCAGGCUGAGGUGAGGUCGGCUAUCUGCGGACAUCUGCACCAGGAGAAACAAAGAAAUUCGGUUCGACUUGAUGAAUCUGUUUCAUUCAACAAAGGUCCAAAACAGACAGAUGUUAUAAGCUAAGAUCAAGAUACAGAGAGAAAGAAAAACAUGAGUAAAAGGAAAUGGAGAGGGCAUAUCACCAGCGAGACAGAGGAUGAUGAGGAGGAAGAUCAAGCAGGACCUUCUUCUCAAGUCAAACUCAGUCAGAAGAAACAGAAACUCCAGAGAUCCAUGACUCACGUGAUGGACUCUGAUCCAGAUGGGAAGAAGAAGAGGAGCAGAGACUCCAAAGGGCGUGUGUCCUCAUCUGGCUCUGACAGAUGGACACCAGAACAGGUAGAGGUCCAUGAGAAAUUCCGGUCUGCACUGAAGAGCAAGUUUCAGCAUCUGAAUGAGGGAGUACCUAAUCAGGGAGAAUCCAGACUCCUCCAGGAGAUCUACACAGAGCUCUUCCUAACAAAGGGAGGAGGAGGGGUCAAUGAGGAACAUGAGGUCAGACAGAUCGAGAGAGCAUCUAUUACAAACGCAUCUUGGGGAGAAUCAGCACAAGACAGACCAAUCAAAUGCAGUGACAUCUUUAAAACUUUAUUGGAUGAUGAUGAUGAUGAUGAUGAUGAUGAUGAUGAUGAUGAUGAUGAUGUGUCUUAUAUGUCUGAUAAUACAUCUGAUGAGUCUGAUGAUACAUUUGAUCAAUGUGAUGAUGCGUCUGAUGAAUCUGAUCACAGACAACACAAACCCAUCAGAACAGUGCUGACAAAGGGAGUGGCGGGCAUUGGGAAAACAGUCUCUGUGCAGAAGUUCUGCCUGGACUGGGCUGAAGGACAAACCAAUCAGGAUGUCCACUUCAUAUUUCCUCUUCCUUUCCGAGAGUUGAACCUGAUGAAGGACAAGAAACUCAGUCUAAUGGAGCUUCUUCAGCACUUUUUCCCAGAAAUAGAAGAUUCAAAAAUCUUCACCAGUUCAGAGUACAGAGUCAUGUUCAUCUUUGAUGGUCUGGAUGAGUGUCGACUUCCUCUAGAUUUCUAUUCCAACCUUAGAUUAUGUGAUGUGACAGAGCCAGCCUCAGUGGAUGUGCUGCUGACAAACCUCAUCAAGAAGAAUCUGCUUCCCUCUGCUCUCCUCUGGAUCACCACCCGGCCAGCAGCAGCCAGUCAGAUCCCUCCUGAGUGUGUGGACCAGGUGACAGAAAUGAGGGGAUUUGAUGACCCACAGAAAGAGGAUUACUUCAGGAAGAGAAUCAGUGAUGAGAACCUAGCCAGCAGAACCAUUACACACCUGAAGUCAUCCAGGAGCCUCUACAUCAUGUGCCACAUUCCAGUAUUUUGCUGGAUUUCAGCCACGGUGGUAGAGAGAGCAUCAGUUGAAUCAGACAAACUCGAAGUGCCAAGAACUCUCACUCAAAUAUAUACUCGCUUCCUGAUCAUUCAGACUUGCAUCAAAAAAGAAAAGUACACAGAGAGAAAAGAGACAGAUGAAGAGAUGAUUUUCAAACUGGGGAAACUGGCUUUUCAACAGCUGGAGAAGGGCAAUUUGAUCUUCUAUGACGAAGACCUGAGAGAAUGUGGCAUUGAUGUCACAGAAGCAUCAGUGUACUCAGGAGUGUGUACCCAGAUCUUCAGAGAGGAGUCUGGGCUGUACCAGGGCAAGGUGUUCAGCUUUGUGCAUCUGAGCAUUCAAGAGUUUCUUGCAGCUUUGUAUGUGUUCAUAUGCUUCAGAAACAGAGAGGGAAGCAUGUCUGACCAACAGUCAACCUCUCAGCUCUCUGCGCUAUUCAGAGCUGCGACAUUGCAUGACCUACACAAGACUGCAGUGGACCUGGCCUUACAGAGUAAAAAUGGACACCUGGACCUUUUCCUCCGCUUCCUUUUGGGCCUGUCACUGGAGUCCAAUCAGAAUCUCUUAAUGCACCUACUGCCACAGACAGGUAGUCAACCACAGAGCUAUGAGCACACAGUCCAGUAUAUCAAGCAGAAGAUCAGAGAUGAGGAUGAUUCAGACAGACAGAUCAAUCUGUUCUACUGUCUGAAUGAGCUGAAUCAGCAUGCUGUAGUGGAGGUGAUUGACAGGAGCUUGGGAACUCUGUCUGUAGUCACACUCUUACCAGGACAAUGGAAGACUAGUAGAUUUAGGUUUAAGAUUCCAGAGGAGCAGCUGGAUGAGUUUGACCUGCAGAAGUACAUAAAGACACCAGGGACUGAUCAGACUGAACUCCUCAGUCCAGAUGAAGUUCUUCAGAGGCUGGUUCCAGUGGUCACAGCAUCCACAUCAGCUACGCUGAGUAGUUGUUCCCUCACAGAGAAGAGCUGUGCUGUGAUAGCGUCAGCUGCCAGUUCAAAGUCCUGCAAUUUGAAGGAGCUGAACCUGAGUGACAAUGAGCUUCAUGAUGCAGGAGUUCAGCAUCUCUCAGAGCUCCUGAAGAAUCCCCACUGCAAACUGGAAAAACUAGAGCUGCAGUAUUGUUCCCUCACAGAGAAGAGCUGUGCUGUGAUAGUGUCAGCUGCCAGAUCAAACUCCUGCUGUUUGAAGGAGCUGAACCUGAGUACCAAUGAUCUUCAUGAUGCAGGAGUUCAGCAUCUCUCAGAGCUCCUCAAGAAUCCCCAAUGCAAACUGGAGAAACUAGAGCUGGAUGGUUGUUCCCUCACAGAGAAGAGCUGUGCUGUUAUAGCGUCAGCUGCCAGAUCAAACUCCUGCAGUUUGAAGGAGCUGCACCUGAGUGACAAUGAGCUUCAUGAUGCAGGAGUUCAGCAUCUCUCAGAGCUCCUCAAGAAUCCCCACUGCAAACUGAAGAAACUGGCGCUGAAUAGUUGUUCCCUCACAGAGAAGAGCUGUGUUGCGAUAGCAUCAGCUGCCAGAUCAAAGUCCUGCAAUUUGAAGGAGCUGAACCUGAGUGACAAUGAGCUUUAUGAUGCAGGAGUUCAGCAUCUCUCAGAGUUCCUCAAGAAUCCCCACUGCAAACUGGAGACGCUAGAGCUGAGUAGUUGUUCCCUCACAGAGAAGAGCUGUGCUGUGAUGGCGUCAGCUGCCAGAUCAAACUCCUACAGUUUGAAGGAGCUGCACCUGAGUUACAAUGAUCUUCAUGAUGCAGGAGUUCAGCAUCUCUCAGAGCUCCUCAAGAAUCCCCAUUGCAAACUGGAGACACUAAAGCUGAGUGGUUGUUCCCUCACAGAGAAGAGCUGUGUUGCGAUAGUGUCAGCUGCCAGAUCAAACUCCUGCAGUUUGAAGGAGCUGAACCUGAGUGACAAUGAACUUCAUGAUGCAGGAGUUCAGCAUCUCUCAGAGCUCCUCAAGAAUCCCCACUGCAAACUGGAGAAACUAGAGCUGAGUGGUUGUUUCCUCACAGAGAAGAGCUGUGCUGCGAUAGCGUCAGCUGCCAGAUCAAUCUCCUGCAGUUUGAAGGAGCUGUACCUGAGUCACAAUGAGCUUCAUGAUGCAGUUCAGCAUCUCUCAGAGCUCCUCAAGAAUCCCCACUGCAAACUGGAGAAACUACAGUUGUGUCAUUGUUCCAUCACAGAGAAGAGCUGUGCUGCGAUAGCAUCAGCUGCCAGUUUAAACUCCUGCAGUUUGAAGGACCUGAACCUGAUGGGCAAUACACUUCAUGAUGCAGGAGUUCAGCAUCUCUCAGAGCUCCUAAAGAAUCCCCACUGCAAACUAGAGAAACUAGAAGUGAAUGGUCGUAUCUUCCUGAAGGAGAGUCCAGCAGCAGCAGCCUCUGCUAGCAGCUCCCAAUCAGAUGAUGCAGAGCUGUACCUCAAUAACAAAGCCCAGCAGAACCCAGGAGCACAGCUGAUCUCUCUGGACACUGGCAUGGAGGAUCACCAUAAUGAUGCCCCACAGAGGAGCUGUGAAUCCUGUGCUCAAGUUCCAGACUCCAGCCACUGGGUCCUGGUGAAACCUGAAGUCUCCACAGAGGAGAGCGUCUCCACCUACAGCCUGAGUUCUCCUGCAGGGAGCUAUGAGUGCCCAGAGUCUGGUCUGCGCUGGACGUGUGCUGGUUCAGUCACCCUGCAGUACCACUUCACUGAUUGGCAUGUCUUUGCUGAAGAGCUGGCCCACAUGCAGUUCGGACCUGCUGGUCCUCUGAUGGACAUCAAGCUCAUGUCAGGAGAGCUGGAGGAGAUCCACCUGCCACAUUUCCUCUGUUUGGGGGGUUCAGAGGCAUAUGUGCGUGAUGCUGUGAGGGUCUUGCAUGGGCGGGAGAGUGGAGUGUGUAUGGAGGUGUUUGAGCUGACCAGACACCAUGCCAGGCUUGUCCAACCCUCCUUCUCUCUGUUUGGGGUGGUGUGUCACCUGAGGGAUCUGUUUUCUCCUAAAGUCCACUGUGAGCUGCUGCUCUUCUGCACCUGCACCGCUCCCCUGGUUCUCCACACCUACCUGGUGCCCAACGACCCAGCUCACAUCCAGGCCAUCCACCUGGCGGAGAAUCGAAAUGGUGUGAGAAUCCGCAUGUCCGCUGUUGGACCACUCUGGCUGAAUGACAGCGUCCAUGUGAGGACAUCGUGUCCAUCGGAGAUCCAUCCUACGGAGAUGAACCUGUUGCCGCUCUCCACUGGUAACUUCUGUGAGGUGGUCAUGGAGCAGCCAGAGGAGGAGUUUGAUAUGGAGGUCAUCAGCUCUCAGCACACAGAGCCCAUCUGGAGAUCCAAGAUCCGCAGACGCGACUACUGGCAGCCCAGCAGGAUCCCAGGACAGGGCAGCAGCCAGGAGACUGACACAGAGCGGCUGUUCCAGAUGCGGCCCGGCCUCAUCAGUGGAGUGUCCAGCGGUGUCCUGAGGAGCAUGCUGGACCGACUCCAGGCCCACAGGCCUCCUGUGCUGAACGGCAGGGAGGCUGAAGAGGUCCUGCAGAGGAGCCAGGUGCUGCAGGACCAGGUGAGCUGCCUGGUGGACAUGGUGCACAGGAAGGGAGAUACAGCAUGCAGCACCAUGCUGGCCCUGCUGGAGGAACUGGACCCCCACCUUUAUGGAGCGCUCAUUCAAAUGGGUUUAGGUCGUACCUUCCUAGAGGAGAGUCCAGCAGCAGCAGCAGCAGCCUCUGCUAGCAGCUCCCACUCAGAUGCUGAAGAGCUGCACCUCAGAGACCAAGUCCAGCAGGACCCAGGAGAACAGCUGCCCUCUCUGGACACUCACACAUGGACACCAACACAGGUCCAUGAGAAAUUCCGAUCUGCACUGAAGAGCAAGUUUCAGCAUCUGGUUGAGGGAGUACCUAAUCAGGGAGAAACCAGACUCCUCCAUGAGAUCUACUUCACAGCAGAAGAAGGAGGGCUCAAUGAUGAACAUGAGAUCACACAGAUAGAUAGAGCAUCCAGGAGAGAAGCAGCACAAGGCAAACUAAUGACAUGCAGUAACAUCUUUAAACCCUUAUUGGAUGAUGAUCGGUUUAAUGACCCUGAUAUAUCUGAUGAGCCUGAUGAUAUAUCUGAUGAGUCUGAUAAUGCAUCUCAUGAAUCUGAUGAUACUUCUGAUGAGUCUGAUGAUACUUCUGAUGAGUCUGAUACAUCUGAUCAAUAUGAUGAAGCUUCUGAUGAAUCUGAUCACAGACAACACAAACCCAUCAGAACAGUGCUGACAAAGGGAGUGGCUGGCAUUGGGAAAACAGUCUGUGUGCAGAGGUUAUGCCUGGACUGGGCUGGAGGACAAACCCAUCAGGAUGUUGACUUCAUAUUUCCUCUUCCUUUGCGAGAGUUAAACCUGAUGAUGGACAAGCAACUUAGUCUGAUGGAGCUUAUUCAACACUUUUUUCCAGAAAUAAAAGAUUAUGAAAUCUUUGCCAGCUCAAAGCACAAAGUCAUGUUCAUCUUUGAUGGUCUGGAUGAGUGUCGACUUCCUCUAGAUUUCCGUUCCAACCUGAUAUGUUCUGAUGUGACAGAGCCAGCCUCAGUGGAUGUGCUGCUGACAAAUCUCAUCAAGAAGAAUCUGCUUCCCACUGCUCUCCUCUGGAUCACCACUCGACCAGCAGCAGCCAAUCAGAUCCCUCCUGAGUGUGUGGAUCGGAUGACAGAAAUAAGGGGAUUCAGUAAUUCACAGAAAGAAGAAUACUUCAGGAUGAGGAUCAGUGACAAGGAUCUAGCCAGCAGAACCAUCACACACCUGAAGUCAUCCAGGAGCCUCUACAUCAUGUGCCACAUUCCCGUCUUCUGCUGGACUUUAGCCACAGUGGUAGAGAGAGCAUCAGCUGUAUCAGACACGCUAGAAAUGCCAAGAACUCUCACUCAAAUGUACUCUCACUUCCUGAUCAUACAGACUUGCCUCAAAGCACAGAAGUACAGAAAAGAGACGAUUUUCAAACUGGGGAAACUGGCUUUCCAACAGCUGGAGAAGGGCAAUCUGAUCUUCUAUGACGAAGACUUGAGAGAAUGUGGCAUUGAUGUCACAGAAGCAUCAGUGUACUCAGGAGUGUGUACUCAGAUCUUCAGAGAGGAGUCUGGGCUGUACCAGGGGAAGGUGUUCAGCUUUGCGCAUCUGAGCAUUCAAGAGUUUCUUGCAGCUUUAUAUGUGUUCCUCUGCUUCAGAAACAGAGAGGAACCUCAAACCUCUCAGUCUCAGCUCUCUGUUUUGUUCAGGGCUGCUACACUGCAUGAGCUACACAAGACUGCAGUGGACCUGACCUUACAGAGUGAGAACGGACAUCUGGACUUUUUCCUCCGCUUCCUUUUGGGUCUCUCAUUGGAGUCCAAUCAGAAUCUCUUAAAGCACCUACUGACCCAGACAAGAAGCCAACCACAGAACUUGGAGCAAACAGUCCAGUAUAUCAAACAGAAGAUUAGAGCACUGCAUAAUUACUACAGAAUAAACAACUUGUUCUGUUGUCUGAAUGAGCUGAAUCACCAUGCUGUAGUGGAGGUCAUUGACAUGAGCUCAGGAACUCUGUAUGUGGACAUGCUCAUGCCAGGAGAAUGGAAGGCUAAGAGAUUAAUGUUUAAGGUCCCAGAAAAGGAGCUAGUUGAGUUUGACCUGAAUAAGUACAUAAAGACGCCAGAGACUGAUCAGACUGAACUCCUCUGUCCAGAUACAAUUCUGAAGAGGCUUGUGCCAGUGAUCACGUCAGCGCUGUUGGCGUCUCAUUCCCUCACAAAGAAGAGCUGUGUUGCAAUAGCGUCAGCUGCCAGAUCAAACUCCUGCAAUUUGAAGGAGCUGGAUCUGAGUUACAAUGAGCUUCAUGAUGCAGGAGUUGAGCAUCUCUCAAAGCUCCUCAAGAAUUCCCACUGUAAACUUGAAAACCUGAAGCUGAGUGGUUGUUUCCUCACAGAGAAGAGCUGUGAUAUGAUAGCGUCAGCUGCCAGAUCAAACUCCUGCAAUUUGAAGAAGCUGAACCUAAGUGACAAUGAGCUUCAUGAUGAAGGAGUUCGGCAUCUCUCAAAACUCCUCAAGAAUCGCAAGUGCAAAUUGGAAAAGCUAGAGCUGAGAGGUUGUUCCCUCACAAAGAAGAGCUGUGCUGCAAUAGAGUCUGCUGUCAGAUCAAACUCCUGCAGUUUGAAGGAGCUGGACCUGAGUUGUAAUGAGCUUCAUGAUGCAGGAGUUCAGCAUCUCUCAGAGCUCCUCAAGAAUCCCCACUACAAACUGGAGAAACUAGUGCUGAGUGGUUGUUCCCUCACAGAAAUUAGCUGUUCUGCAAUAGAGUCUGCUGUCAGAUCAGAAUCCUGCAGUUUGAAGGAGCUGUACCUCAGUUGGAAUGAGCUUCAUGAUACAGGAGUUCAGCAUCUCUCAGAGCUCCUCAAGAAUCCCCACUGCAAACUGGAGAAACUAGAAGUGAAUGGUCAUACCUUCCUAAAGGAGAGUCCAGCAGCAGCCUCUGCUAGCAGGUCCCACUCAGAUGCUGCAGAGCCGAAGGUCCAUGGUGAGCUGCUGCUCUUCAGGGUCCGCGCCGAUUCCCUGAAACUCCAUGCCUACCUGGUGCCAAAUGAGAAACAGGAUCACAUCCAGAAAAUUAUCCAGGAGGAGAAACAAGAGAGUGUGAGGAUCCGUAAACCCGCUGUCUUUGGCCCACUCUGGGUGGAAGACAGCUUUUGUGUGAGGACAUCGGUUCAGUCGAAGAUAAAUCCUAAGGAGUUUAAACUGCUGCCGCUCUCCACUGGUAAAUUCUUUGAGGUGUACUUGAAUGAUGCCGAGAAGGAAUUUGAUAUACACGUCAUCAGCUCUCAGAGCAAAGACCCCAUCUGGACAGUCAAGAUCUACAACAGUGACUACGGCCAGCUCAGCAGGAACCCAGAACAGGGCAGUGGACAGGGGGCAAACACAGUGUCCACUACCAGCACAGAGGAGAUGCCCUCUGGCUCCUCUAGCCCAGUCCAGCCAGCCUCAGGCUCGUCCUCCAUUACGGCUCAUACAGGUGGAGUUGUUGUGGCCCCUAGUCUCUCUGGCAACACCUUCAAUGGACCAGUGCACAUGCUGUUAAAUGCUGAUCAAACUCCACCAAAGUGAACUUCUGAAUGCUGCUAAAACUACCCUUCAUCAUGUUGCUGUCAAUGCCAAUCAAAUAAUUCUCCAGUCUAGUAGCACUCAGGUUUCCUAAUUUCACAUUUUUGAAGACCUGAAUUACAGUAAAUUGGAUGUAAUGUUGCUCAAGGCUUAAAGUGGUCAGGCACAGUGUGGGAAUCCAGGAGUGGACAGGGCCGUUAAGGAUUUUUAACAUGAUAAUUAUACAACAGCUUUGAAAAGGUCUUAUUUGCUUCAGCCACAGCAGUUUUCUUUGUUGUCACAAGUUUUAUAGUAUUUCCCAUUUUUAAAGACGAUUAAAUGAACUGCAAUUUAAAGUUCAUACUCAAGACUUAGCAGAGCUGUUUAAGAUUUGAACUUGAAAAUAAUGUAAAACAUAUUGUAAUAAAUGUAUAAUGUUUUGAUUUUCUUCAG
Sardina pilchardus (European sardine) is the source of this 8907-nucleotide messenger RNA. RefSeq lists its product as uncharacterized. Gene Ontology annotation, biological process: intracellular signal transduction; regulation of apoptotic process. NCBI's taxonomy places the organism in Eukaryota, Metazoa, Chordata, Actinopteri, Clupeiformes, Clupeidae. Gene Ontology annotation, molecular function: protein binding. The transcript is spliced from 24 exons. The record is from RefSeq and is a predicted model, not a curated record. The coding region runs from base 166 to 8478 and encodes 2770 amino acids.